Messenger RNA from Chlorocebus sabaeus (green monkey), 1882 nucleotides. The record is from RefSeq and is a predicted model, not a curated record. Lineage: Eukaryota; Metazoa; Chordata; Mammalia; Primates; Cercopithecidae.
AUGGAGUGGAAUGCCACACACACACAACACACACACAACGCACCCCACCUCGCCGCCCACUCCCGCCCUCCUCCCCAGUCCAGGAAACCGCGGGCCUCGCCGCCUUCGCCCCGGGCCUGUCCUUCCCAGGACUCACCGAGGAGCCGCCGCCGCCUCGCCAGCUCCGGAGCGCGAGUUGGCGGAAAAGUUGGGCAGCGGGAAGAGCGGCGGGACGAGCGUAGGGAGGGGGCGCAGAAGCAGACGCGGGCGGAGGGAAGGGAGGAGAGACCCAAGGGGGGCGCGGAUCGCCCGGGAGGGAGCCGGGAGGUGGAGGAGGCGGGCGGCGAGCGGAGGGAGGCGCCGGUCCCGGCUGGGCUGCGGUGGGCAAAGCGCGCAGCCGGGAGGCUCCGGCGCCGGGGGCCGCUCGGGACGCCAAGCCAGCUCCGGAUCCGGGGGCGCCGCGACUCUUACCUCGCUCGGCGUGGAGGUUUCGCCUCUGGAGAGUCCGCCGUGGCUUGCGCGAGCGGGCGUGUGCCCGCGUCCCCGGCUCCGGCCCGCCGCCCCCGGGCUCUUUUCGGGUCCUGGCGGGGUCGCGAGAGCUCCGCGGCCGGCGCUCGACUCCCGGCGGCGCUCGGUGCUCGGCGCCUCCAGCCCGGGCGGGAACAAUGGAGCCGGAGCUGGUGCCCCGGAGGCGGGGCGGGGGGAGGGCUCCCGUCCGCCGCCCGGGGUCUCCAGACCUUGUGCCCCUCUUUUCCAGACCGCGGCGGCGGCGUCUCACGCUCCUUGCAAACCGGGCUCCAUCGCUCCGCGGAGGCCCCGGCGCCGCGGCGUGCCCGACUGCAGCACGGGUACCGUGCGCUCUGUGGGGCGCCCCGAGCUCGGACCGGAGAAAAGUCCUCGGGUUCCGCGGCUUUUCGAGCAGCUGCGCGCUCGCGGCCGGGGAAGGCGAGGUCGCCGCAAUGCGCUACGCGGAUUCUCGGUCCCGUCCGGACGUGGCCCUGCUGCCGGCACAGCCCGGGUUCCUCCGCGCGCUGCGGCUGCACCGGCGUCCCAGCUCCCGCUCACUGCCGCCCGCCGCCGAGGACGCCGCGCCUGUGGCCAAAGGAGCGCUCCGAGCGCUGUGCGCCGGCGAGGCGCGAGGGCUCGCCCUCUCACUCCCACCGGCGCUGGUCCCUCCUCCGCCUCCGCCCCCUGCCGCUGCCUGCUGGGCCUUGUAGUUCCCCAGCCGCGGCCCCAGAGGAGGGGGAGCCGGCCGAGCGGGCCGAGCUGUCCGGCGCUCUGCCCUUCUCUUCCUGCAGCCUGUUCUCCUUUGGCGCUUGCGCCCCUGCAUCUGAGCGCGUCCCAGAGGGCGCCGGAAUGUCAGGCCCUAGACAUAGCAGCAGUUUGGGGCGGGUGUGGGGGACAGGUGAAGAGACGCCGCAGCUUUGAGAUUGUACUUGGUAGCGUGGACUUUGGAGUCUGUGCACCUUGGGGAAUGAUUUUCGCGUUCUAAAUCUCGGUUUUCCCAUCUGUGAAAGGGGGAUAAUAGUGCUUUUUCGUAUAGAGUCGAGAGGUCAACGAGGGCCUGGCGCAUAGUUAACACUUAGUAAAUACAAGCUGGUUUUAUUAUGAGAAGGUCAGCCCCUCCUCAAACCCUUCCAUUGGAUCUCCGCUUUCCCCAGCCACAUAAUUUAGGUUUUGUGCUCCACCGGGAACUGGACCCUGUAAAUUCUACAGCAAUGUUGUUGGUCUUCAGAAGUCUCCAGCCUGAAGUGAACGUCUAGGAAGCAAAGAAAAGAGAAUGAUCUAAAUGCUUGUUUGGUGUUGAGGCACAUGGGUCUGCUGCUGAAAAAUCCUCUAUAGAUUCAUCGAGAAGCCAAAAUGAAAGCAAGUGGCCAACUUGCCAGGGUUCCCUUCUCCACUU